This is a messenger RNA of Calypte anna (Anna's hummingbird), 1447 nucleotides long. It is a transcript of the gene MNS1, whose product is annotated as meiosis specific nuclear structural 1. The record is from RefSeq and is a predicted model, not a curated record. NCBI's taxonomy places the organism in Eukaryota, Metazoa, Chordata, Aves, Apodiformes, Trochilidae. The transcript is spliced from 10 exons. Gene Ontology annotation, biological process: cilium organization. Gene Ontology annotation, cellular component: motile cilium.
CUCGUUGCCAUGGCAGCGCGGUGCGGCGGCCCCGGGGCGGGCGGGCGGCCGAGAUGGCGUCUCGGCACCGGAGUACGGAGCUGUCGGAGGAACGCGCCGAUCGGCUGCGGGCCUCCAAGCUGCACGCCGCGAUGGAGCGGGAACGGCGGCUGGAGGAGGCCUUGCUGCGGGCAGAAGAGGACAGAAAGGAGAGAUUGCUGCAGCUGGAGCAGGAGGAGAGGCUGGCGGCGGAGCUGGCAAGGCUGAAGUGCGAGAAAAUCAAAGAUGAGAAGAUGAGGCAACAAGUGAGAGAGAACAGUCUUGAACUUCGGGAGUUAGAAAAAAAGCUAAAAUCUGCUUAUCUGAACAAAGAGAGAGCUGCCCAGAUUGCUGAAAAAGGAGCCAUACUGUAUGAGAAAAUGAAACGAGAGGCUGAAAUAGCCCAAAAAAUGAAGGAAGAGCAGGAAAGGGUAAUAAAAGAAGAAAGUUCUGCAGAACUGAAAAGAAACAAGGAGAAAAUAAUCUAUCAGCAAGAACUGGAGAAGCAGCUUGAGGAGCAAGAGGCAAGGAAGCAGGAGGCUUAUGAACAGUUUCUAAGAGACAAACUCAUGAUUGAUGACAUUGUAAAGAGGAUCUAUGAGGAGGACCAAAUGAAAAGACAAACCAAGUUAAAUAAAAUUAGAGAAACUCAGGCAUAUAUUGAAGAAUUCAAAAAAGAACAAGCUCUCUGGAGGAAAAGGAAAGAUGAAGAGUUGGAAGAAGAAAAUAGGAAAAUGAUGGAGUUUGCCAACUUGCAGCGACAAAGAGAAGAAGAUCAGAAGGCUAAAGUUCGAGAUACUGAGGAGAAAAAACAGAGAGUUCAGAGCAUGCUUGCCCAAAAUCUGGAAAGGGAACAGCAGAAGCGUGAAGAACUGGAGCAAAUACGACAAGAGCUGUACCUGGAAGAACAAGAGGAGAUGGAAAGGAAGAAGGAGAUGGUAAGCGUUGGCAUGGAGAUAAAUUGAAAAAGACUAAGGCAACGUCUAGACUUAAGGCAAACAUAUGAAGAGCAAUUUGCUUUAAAGAUGAUCAUGCGACAAGCUAUGCAAGAAGAGGAAGAAGCCUUCAGACAACAGAUGUUGGCCAAGCUUGCAGAGGAUGAUCGCAUCGAGCUGAUGAAUGCUCAGAAACAAAGAAUGAAACAGCUUGAACACAGAAGGGCAGUGGAAAAACUCAUUGAAGACCGUCGCAAACAGUUUAUUGCAGAUAAAGAGCGUGAACUUGAAGAAAGAAAACUAGAGGAGAGAAGACAAGAAAACAUCCGUGCAAUUGUUGAAGAAGAGAGACAGAAACUCCUGAAGGAGCAUGCAUAUAAAUUACUGGGCUAUCUUCCUCGAGGAGUCAUCAAAGAUGAAGAUGACAUUAACAUGCUUGGAGAGGAAUUUAGGUUGGCUUACCAGAAGAGGUAAUGCCUUUUCCGGGGAGAGGC